Molecule: messenger RNA, 4065 nt
Organism: Harpia harpyja (harpy eagle)
Lineage: Eukaryota; Metazoa; Chordata; Aves; Accipitriformes; Accipitridae
Product: protein O-GlcNAcase-like
Exons: 17
Coding region: 227-3625 (1132 amino acids)
Biological process (GO): glycoprotein metabolic process
Molecular function (GO): beta-N-acetylglucosaminidase activity
Source: RefSeq, a predicted model, not a curated record
UCUCCGGGGAGGGCUGAAGCGCCUGGCCCACCACGGGGCGGUUUUGCCCGGGGGCUCCGCGGGGGCCCCCCCGCCCCGCCCCACGUCCCGGCCCCGCCGCGGCCCCACCCGCCGGGGCCGCCCCCUGCGCUGCGGCGGGCGCGUCUCCGCCGGGGGAGAGCAGGCGGUGGAGCCGUCUCUCCGCGCACCCCUCCAUCCCUCCGCGCAUCCUUCUGUCCCUCCUUGCAUGCCUCCAUCUCUCCCCGCAUCCCUCCUUGCGUCCCUCCAUCCGUCCGCGCAUCCCUCCUUGCAACCCUGCAUCCCCCCGCGCAUCCCUGCAUCCCCCCGCGCAUCCCUGCAUCCCUCCGCGGAUCCCUCUGUCCCUCCGUGCAUCCCUCCGCGCAUCCCUCCAUCCGCCCGCGCACCCCUCCGCCCGCCCCAGCACCGGCAGGGCCGCUCCUGCGCGCGUAUGGCGGGGCGGCCGCGCUUCCUCUGCGGCGUGGUGGAAGGUUUCUAUGGGAGACCAUGGUCUAUGGAACAGAGGAAACUUCUCUUUCAAUGGCUGAAACGCUGGGGGCUGAACUGCUACAUGUAUGCACCCAAGGACGAGCUGAAGCACCGGCUGCUCUGGCGAGAGCCCUACACAGAGCAUGAGGCAGCCCGCAUGCGGUCUCUCAUCGAAGCUGCCCAAGAGCAGGGUGUGGAGUUUGUUUUCGCCAUUUCUGCUGGUCAGGACAUGGUGUUUUCAAGUGCCGGGGAUCGGCUCCUGCUGCAGGAAAAACUCAGGCAGGUGGCUGCCAUGGGGUGCCACUCCUUCGCGCUGCUCUUUGACGACAUCGACCCCUGCAUGUGCCAAGCUGACAGAGACGUCUUCCCCUCCCUGGCGCAGGCUCAGGCCUCUGUGGCCAACGAGGUGUACCAGGAGCUGGGCCAACCCUCUGUCUUCCUCUUCUGCCCUACAGAGUACUGCAGCUCUCUGUGCUCUCCCAGUCCCAGCCAGUCCUGCUACUUGCUGACCAUCGGCCAGGAGCUGCUCCCAGGGAUCGGUGUCAUCUGGACAGGCCCAAAGGUGGUGUCACAGGAGCUCUCAGCCACGCAGCUGGAGGAGGUGGAGGGUGUCCUGCAGCGCCGCCCCGUCAUCUGGGACAACCUGUAUGCCAACGACUAUGACUGCAGACGUGUCUUCCUGGGCCCCUACAUGGGACGUGCCCCUGGCCUCAUGUCCAGGCUCCAUGGACUGCUCCUCAACCCCAACUGUGAACUCCAGGCCAACUUCAUCCCCAUACACACAUUGGGCAGCUGGUUUCGGAGCGAGCUGAGGAGCUGUGCCCACGCUGAUCAUGCAGGGAUGGAGACUGCGACAGCCCUGGAGGACAGCCAAGGCUCAGAGGAGGGGAGCUACAGCCCCCAGGACGCCUUGGAGCUGGCGCUGCAUGACUGGGUUGCUGAGAUAAACCGGCAGGCCUUGGAGCCAGGAGGAAGGACCCCAAGACACCCCAGCGUCAGCCUCAAGGGAGGAAUGAGGCUGCAGCCUGGCACAGCGAGAGGACACGAGGCCAUGCCCGAACCCCAGCCCCAUGACUCUGUUCCCAGUGGGGCAGACCAGCAUGGCCCUGAGCCCUGCGGUGUGGCACCAGGGGAGGAAAGGAAGAAGGUGACCUCGGAGCCCGAGAAGGGCAGUGGGAGCAGGACCCUCGCUAGCAGUCGGCAAAGCCCCACAGGGAAUGGGGACCAGCUCGCCAUGGGGAGCAGAGAGACCUGUGAGCCCUCCUCUGCUCUGCCCAGCAUGGCUGGGAGUGCCCAGUCUGCAGGAACCCCGGUGGCCACCGAGACCCUCCACAGUCCAGGCCCAUCCAUGUGCUGCAGCAAUGGGGCCAACACCAGCCAGAACAUUCCCCUACCCACCAGUGAUGCCAGGACAGGGGGUGGCAGCCCCCCCCAGCCCCCCAGCAGUACCCAGCCUGAGGACAGCAGGGCUGACAUGCCCCAGACACCUCCAGGGCCUGGAGCUGGUACCAGUGCUGGCCUUCCGGCACCGCUCACUGGUGGGGCUGGCACCAGCCCCGGCUCCCCAGCACCGCUCACUGGUGGGGCUGGCGCCAGCCCCGGCUCCCCAGCACCGCUCACUGAUGAGGUUGGUGCUAGCCCUGGCCCCAUGGCACCAUUGACCCCAGAGGAGGCUGGGUCCAGCCCCAUGGCCCUGCUGACCCUGGAGGAGGCUGGGUCUGGCCCCACGGUACCACUGACCCCCAAGGAGGCCAGGACCAGCCCCACAGCACCAGUGACCCCAGAGGAGGCCAAGUCUAGACCCAUGGCACCGGUGACCCCAGAGGAGGCCAGGUCCAUCCCCACAGCACCGCUGACCUCAGAGGACGCUGGGUCUGUCCCUACGGCACUGCUGACCCCAGAGGAGGCCAGGUCCAUCCCCACAGCACCACUGACCCCAGAGGAGGCCAGAUCCAGCCCCAUGGCACCGCUGACUCUGGGGGAGGUGCGGACGCUGGUGGAGCUCUUCUACCUGCCCUAUCACCAUGGGCCACUGGCGCAGCAUCUCCUGGAGCACUUUCGGUGGCUCCGGGCAAACAGCCUCAGCGUGGGGGUCCCGGCCACGGCAACCGAUGCCUGCGGGGGCACACAGUGGCGUGGCCGAGCCCAGUCCUUCCAGCUGCUCUGCAGUCAGACGUGCCGCCUGCACAGCCGCUUCGUCAGCAGCACCGGGCAGGCGCUGCUCUACGACCUCCACCCCUACCUCUGGGACAUCCGCAACAUGCUGCUGGCUGCCAGUGCCUUCGUCCUCUGGCUGGAUGGCCAUCUCCUCUGCGACCCUGACCCCAAGGGGACCUGGGGAAGCUGCUUUGGCUGGUGCCAGAGCAUCACUGCCCCGAUCUUGCUAGGGGGGGACGCUGAGCCCUGGGCGCGUCGUGGGGGCCUCUUUGGAGAGCUGCAGGCACUGCUACCCGUGGGGAACAGCUGUGACCUCUUCUACCACCCACCUCCGCUCUUCCCAUCCAGCCAGCUGUACCUCCUGCGCCCGCUGCUUCCCCUGGACAAGGGAGAGCUUUACCGAAUGUGCCGGGAGAGUUUGGACUGUGACCCCAAAGUCGCAGAGAUCCUUGCGGCCCACCCCGAUCUCCUCGGUGACAGGCUGCUGGGCAGCUUCCUGAGCCUGAGCCCCGAGUACACGUUUGUGCUGGAGGAUGAGGGUGGUCUGUGCGGCUACGCAGCUGGAGCACUCUGCGCUGAAGGCUUCCUGCAACAGCGAGACAGCAGCUGGCUGCCGGCCACACGGCACAAGUACCCCCGAGACCUGGGCGGAGGUGCCCCAGCUCUGGGACAGGAUGCCCUGGACGAAGCACUGCUCUUCUUCCACGCAGAGCCACCGGCUGUGCCCCUGCCUGUGCUGCGGCGCUUCCCCUCCCUGGUGCAGCUGGGCACGGCCCCCCGCGUGCUGGACGUGGGGGCCAGCCGCAGCCUGGCCAUCUGCCUGCUGAGCGCACUCAGGGCCAACGGGUCGCGGGGAGUGUUUUGCCAGGUCAGUGCCACUGACCAGCAGCAGCUGAGCUUCUACAGCAAGCUGGGCUUCAUUGACCUGCCAGUGGUCUGGGGCAGCUCUCCUGGCGCUCGGCUCCUGGGACGUCUCCUCUGAGGACGCUGCGUUAGGUGUGGGCACCGGGAGGCAGUGCCAUAGGACGGGCUGAGCCCCCAUCCUGCGCAGCACCGGCCCGAGGGAGCAGGAGCAGAGGGGGACCUUGAGGAGGAGCCAGCAACAUCCCCAGGCUGUCUGCAGACCACCAGGCCUGGCGAGAGCUACAUGGGCAGUAUUUAGGGUGGUGGUCUCAGAGCAUGGCACAAUGCAUUAGCGCUAAGGGAAUGUCCCUGUCCUGCAGGCUGGGCUGUCAAGCUCUCUCCAUCCCCUGUGUGGCCCUAGGCUGGGCAGCUGGUGCCGGCGCUGGCUCUUGGCGCCAACGACCUGCUUGUCGGUAUGGACCGAUCUGGUAUGGGAUGCAGUGAGGCAGCCUCCAUCUCUGCUGCCCAGGGGCUGAGGGAAUUGCUGCCCUUGGCAAUAAAGCAUUUGCUGGGCUCUCA